Messenger RNA from Aegilops tauschii subsp. strangulata, 1114 nucleotides. RefSeq lists its product as uncharacterized. The record is from RefSeq and is a predicted model, not a curated record. NCBI's taxonomy places the organism in Eukaryota, Viridiplantae, Streptophyta, Magnoliopsida, Poales, Poaceae.
AAGGAAUCCCAAACUGCUGAUCUUCAAGAAAAUAUCAAGUCCCAACAGGCAGAAACCUUCAAAGCCAAAGAGGAGCUAACCAGUGCCUUAGCAGCCAUGGAGAAACUGAAAGAGGAUUUCAAGAAGGAGCGGACGGACUGGGACAUAGAGAAAGCCACACUGCAAAAGAGGGCUGAUGAUGCCGAAGCGGCUCUUAAUCCGGUGGUAGAAGAGCUGAUCGGUUUAAAGCGGCAAAUAAAUGCCAUGACCACUGCUGUGUUUGGAUCUCGCACUACCCAUCUUGGAUCUGAUAUGCAAAAGAAAUUGAAGGCUGCCUAUACUCUUAUAGAGCAGUUAUAUACCGGCGCACAGCGGAUCAUCUGCACUGCCUCUCAUAACAAACCGCCGCCAACCUUAAUCAAGGAGACAUUAGAAAGGCUGUCAAUGCCGCCCGCCUGGUUUGAGGAAUUAAAAAGAUCAGCUGCAAGGCACGUGCUCUGACCGCGCUAACCCGGGCUAAAGCAUGGGUGCCAGAUCUUGACCCGGCCGACGUAGGAAAUGGCUACCCGAGCAUAAAGGAGGACGGAUCAGAUUUUGAUAAUGAUGACCUCCGAGCUUUAACAAGGGAAAGGCGUCCACUAGCAAGCAAAUUGGUUGAAGACACUGAUUUGUCAUAUUACCAGUCGAUUUAUGACGCCAACAACAAAUUGGUGAACACACCAACUUAUGAUGUGCAAAACCUUAUCCCGCCAAUCCGUAAGCAUACCUACGCCCCUGAUGUUGAACCGUCCACCCUUAUAAGUGAUGAAGCUGUCUUUCAAGCCUUAACUGGGAUUGACUGGACAACCAUUGACUUCCUGCCGCUGGGUGGAGAGGAGGAGGAUGAACCGGCGCAGGAUGAUCCGCAACCUUCAAGUCAGCCUGCCGAAAAUUAAUGAUCCGGAGGCCGGUUGAACUUCUGUAUACUUCAACGCUUGUGAUAAACAAUUAUCCUUUUGGGCAUCAAAACGCCUUGUAAUAGGCUAGUUGAAACACUUGGUCUGCUAUGCCAUCGUGCAUAUUCACUUUUGCAUAAUACUGUUAAUCCGUCAUAAUAAUGCUAUGUCUGCUUAUGAUCCUUAGCAGUUUUAUUCAA